UGAUGCAGCGCAAUGAAAAAUCGGUGCUAUUUAAGAUAAAUAUUCCCAUUGUUUAAGUAUUGUUGCUGGCGACGUGUACUUUGGACGAGGACGAGAGCUCAUCUUUUAGUUUAGGUGCAGCUGCUUGCGCCCGUAUUGCUGUGACACCAGUGGAGCUGCGCUCACGGAUUGGUGAAAGUAGACACAGAAAGCGAGAGCUCCCUCCUCAAGCUAGACGGAAAAAGGCAAAAGAAGAUGUAUCAGAUCCCUGUAGGAAAUUUGGACAGAAUAAGACGAUCAAGGAAGAAAGUAAAACACAUUUUGUCAGAAAUUGGACUUGAGAAUUGUAAAGACUUGCUUGGGGAUCUAGAAAGCUUUGAUGCUGGCGAAAAAACAUUUCAUAAUACAGACUGGGCAGAUUUUACGGAAGGUCACAAUGGGAAAAGGAGAAAAAAGUGGAGAUAUCGCACACAGACUUUGUGCUGCAGUCUGUGCAAGUUUUCAGCUCGGUCCUGGCACACCUACAAAAGCCAUGUCCUACGGUGUCAUGAGGAGGAGCAGGAACUGAGCUUGCUGUCGGUCUGUUCCUGCUGCUCAUUCGUCGCUCACCCCAGGCUCAUUUCUAGACAUUUCAGAAUUUUCCACGGUGGGCUUCCAAAGGCCUCGGGAUUUGCUGCACCGCCCCUCAUGUCCCAGACCCCAGUUGGACCAUUACCCCCUGCCGCCAAUUCGACAGAGAGGUACUCUUGUCGAAGAUGCUCCUACCAUGACACGCUCAUUUACUGCAUGAAGAAACAUGUCUUGGUGACCCACUAUGUAUCCCUACUGAACCAUUACUUUGGGCAGCGGGCGGACAUUGACCAACGGGCUAAGGGCCUAAACUCGUUUAGGUUCUACUGCAAGAUGUGCUUCCUUGCGGCUGAGAACUCUGAGCAUCUGCUCUACCACAUCCUGUCCUCUGACAAGCACAAAGAGGUGGACGCACACAUCAACGGCUUGAUAUAUGAACACGGCAAAGUCACCAAGAAGUACCUUCCCAAUCUGGCGCCCAAGACAGUGCAAUCGCAUGUUUAUAACAGUCCCUUGAUUUCCAGGAAUGGUGACCAACAGCCAGGAAAACCGUUGUCUCUGCAGCGGCCUGAUGCAAGUCCAGUGUCUGGAGGCCCCCUGUCUGCAACAUUGCUGCAUGGAAGCCCACACAACACAGCCGCUCUGUGUACCUCGGGGUCCAGCCAGACCUUCCUCCCAGCACAGGCCUCAGCUCUAGUGCAGUUAGCCAGUGCAGAGGCCAAGGGCCGGUUGAGGCCUAGUUCAGCAGUUGCAGCUCUUCACAACACGCAGCCUCCCAGGGGGAUCUCAGCCACCCUGCCCACUUCUGGGGGCUUAGCCACACCAAUGAUUCAGGCCCCAACGGGCACGGCCCUGGCGAACGUCUCUCAUAACCCCCCUAAACCACCGCCGAUUGCUGCUGGACUACCCACACAGCCGCCGCUGCAGCAACAGCCUCAUUUGCAGCUGCAGCAGCAGCCCCAUUUGCAGCAGCAGCUGCAGCAGCAACCUCAGCAGCCACGACAGGUCUUCUUGCCACCUGGUGUUCAGGUCAAUGUCCCGGGCAAUUUGGGUCUGCGAGGGCCAACUGCUCAGCCCCUUCUCCUAAAUCCGAGGCUCCCUCUGAGCCAGCCUGCCCCACGUGGCACCAUGAUGACCUCACAAUCUCUUCUUAGUCAUCUGAUUCCAACAGGAAACAAGGUCAACGGCCUGCCAACCUAUACCCUGGCACCCCUUCAGGUCGGCAUGCAAGUCCCGACGAGCAGCCUCCCAGUGGUCAGCAAAGGACCUGUACCUGCAGCCCAGGUCAACACCACUGCUUUAACGCAGACAAGCAAACCAACAGGUGUCUCUGUGACAGACCCUCCCACAGCUUCCAAACAAGCCAAAAAGUGGAUAACUUGCCCAGUGUGUAAUGAACUCUUUCCUUCCGAUGUGUACCAGGUACACACAGAGGUGGCUCACAAAGUGCCCACCAAAGCAGCCAGGCAGAAGGGCCUGGCAGCCCGGGCACCAUUCCUAAAGAAGAUGCCAGAUAAAACUGUUAAAUGCCUAAUGUGCAAGGUUCUGCUGUCGGAAAAAGGACUAUUUGAGCAUCUACUGCAUGGCUUGAACUGUUUGUAUUGUCAAGGAAUUUUCUACUCAAUCAAACAGCUCAUGGAGCACACAAGCACUGAGCACAGUUCUUUGAAGAAAGCCAACUGCGACUUUAUGAGACGGGAGUACCGGCUGUACUCUGACGAUUAUGGCAAUCUCUUAUUCCCGUAUUUCGACAUCAACACAACGGUCCCUAAAGAGCUAAUUGGAGACAAGGAGCUUAACUUUGCUCUGGUCACAAGCUCUCUGGACCUGAUCUUCUUGAAGAUGUUUCCAGGCUCUGCCGAGUCUGUGUCUAGGCCAUCCAUCACUAAAACUGGCAUUACGGUCUGCCCUUUUUGUCCUGAGAAACUCCAUGGUGUGGAGAGUUACAACAUGCAUCUGAAGGAAAAGCAUUACAUCAUACCCACCAUCCAUGCCAUUUUAAAGACCCCGGCAUUCAAGUGCAUAUACUGCAGUGGAGUCUACACCGGGAAGAUCACACCCAAAGCUAUCUCCAUCCAUGUGCAGCGCUGUCGGUGCAGACCCACCAAAAAUGCUGAGAAGGUGAUAAACCCAGACCCCAAUGGCCAGUCAGUACCUGCUGUAAACAGGGAUGAACAGAGACCGCCCCUGUUCCCGCCUACCAAGCAGGCUCCUCCACCAGCGCCUGCCCACAAGACUGCUAGGGAAGAAGCUGAGCUGCACAGCAAACAGAGGCUGGAGAUAGCAGUGAGGGAGGCAGUGGAGGCCAAUAAGAGGGAAAGGGAGGCCAGGACAGUAAAGCGAAGGAAGGUAGAAGUGCCGAAGAGCACCACGCAUCCUGCCGUCCAGACUCCGGUGCAGCACGACCCACCCGUGUCACUCCUAUUGGACCCCACGGGAAUGGAGAUGCGGUCUUUUGAGGAACGCAGGGGAUUCGUCACUGACUACUUCCACAAGAAGCCCUACCUGAGCAAGAAGGAGUGUGAAGUACUAGCCAACCGCCUCUGGCUUAACAAGAUUGAUGUAUCAUGCCACUUUGCCAUCAAGCGCAACAAGUGUCUGAGAGCCAUCCAGAGAAAUAGAACUGCGGUACUGCUGGGUUUUAACAUGGCCGAGUUGAAGAAGGUUAAGCAUGACCUUUUAAUUCCUGAGACUGAAUCGGAAAAAACAGCUGCUUAAAUAGUUCCAGUCCAGUAUAUACGUUUUUUUUGUACUUUGUGUGUACCGCAGGCAAGUUGCAUUCUGCAGCAGUCCGACCACAUUUUCCAGGUCUGGAUUUUUUUGUAAUGAAUGAACUACAAGAAGCAUUUGUUGACUGCUGGACUAUUUAAAAGCUGCUCAGAAUUUUGUUGAUUUAACAGUAGUAUUUCCGUACAGAUAUGGAGUAUGUUGUCCUAGUAUCUUCUCAUACUGACUGUACUGUUGGGAAAAAAAAAAAUACUGUGUUUAGAAACAAAAUAUCAACAGUGGUAUGUAUUCUUCCAGUACACCUGUAAGUGUUGAACAUGCAAUCUGUUAACUUUGAAUUAAUUUCCUUUUUAAGCAAUAACCUUUGAAAAUGUCAUGUAAUUAAGGUUACGGUAUGUUCAUCGGAAAUAAUUUCAUUGCCAUUGAAUUUAGUUUGCUUGAUCACACUUCAAAAAUUCCUAUAAGGCUUAUUUAAGUUUGUCCUUCCAGAGUCUGUACAAGUAAGUUUAAUUUCAUAAAUAAUUUCUUAAUUUUCAA
This is a messenger RNA of Conger conger (European conger), 3813 nucleotides long. It is a transcript of the gene adnp2b, whose product is annotated as ADNP homeobox 2b. Lineage: Eukaryota; Metazoa; Chordata; Actinopteri; Anguilliformes; Congridae. Bases 235 to 3267 code for a protein of 1010 amino acids. Gene Ontology annotation, biological process: regulation of gene expression. Gene Ontology annotation, cellular component: nucleus. Gene Ontology annotation, molecular function: DNA binding. The record is from RefSeq and is a predicted model, not a curated record. The transcript has 4 exons.